Oryza sativa Japonica Group (Japanese rice) is the source of this 1392-nucleotide messenger RNA. Lineage: Eukaryota; Viridiplantae; Streptophyta; Magnoliopsida; Poales; Poaceae. The record is from RefSeq and is a predicted model, not a curated record.
ACGUGCAAUCAGGCCACUCUCAAUAAUUAAUCCAUCUGCCUAGCUAGCUCCUCCAAACAGUACCAAUCCCCUCUACUCUCUCUCUCUCUCUUUUCCUUUUCAUAACUGUCUGAAAGUCUGAAUAUGAUGCAUGCCUGCAUGGUAUGUCCUCUCCUCUUGGGCUCUUGAGUGCUACUAGUAUCUUUAUCCAAGCAAGAACAACACAAUUGUGCACAAAGCAAGAAACUCAAGUAGCUACCUCCUCUCCUAAUCUAUAUACGCUCAUCAGCUUAUGUGCAACUCCAGAUACCGACCUAGCAGCUUGCUAUCUAGAGUAUAUAUCAACUCAACUCAAGGAGGAGAAGAAGAAGAAGAAGAAGAAGUGAGCCAUGAAGGAUGGAGUAGCAGGAGGAGGAGGCGAGAGGCCAUGCAUGUGCUACUUCCACCCGCGGGAGGAGGUGGUGGGCGUGUGCUCGCAAUGCCUCCGGGAGCGCCUCCUCCUCCUCCUCGCCUCCAAGACCUCGCCUGCCGCUGCCCACCUCCUCGCCGACCGACCGCUCCACCGCAAGAACAGCAGCAUCUCUCUCCCCAAGGUGUUCGCGCUCGGCUCCUCCUUCCUCCAGCGCCUCGACUCCUCUCGCCACCACCUUCGCCCCGCCCCCCACGACUCCGACGCCAACUCCGACGCCGACACCGCCUCCAUCGCUAGCCUCGAUGAUUCCUUCAUCUCCAUCAAGUUCGAGGACAACGGCAAGGCUACGUGGGACAGCCAGAAGGCCGCCGCCGGCGAGAAAAAGACAGAUACGACGACCACGGCGGUGGUGGAGCACGUGAAGCGGGGCGGCGUAACCCGGUGGCGGAAGCAGGUGGUGGGGCGGCUGCUGCAGCUGGCGCGGUGGAAGAGGUCCGGCAACGGCAAGGCGGCGGCGUGCCACCAGCUGGGGAUCGACGGCAAGAAGACGGCGGAGCGGUCGUCGUCCAAGGGGACGACGGUGAGGGGGAGGGGGAGGGGGAGGAGCUGGAUCCGGACCCUCACCAUCACCAGGCGCCCACCCGCCAUGCCUCUCAGCUAGGAGUAGCUUCUUACCUCCCUCACUCUCUUCACGUACUCUUAAUCUCGUCGGAUUGCUCUGAAUAUAGUAAUACUCUUCAUUUGUUUACUGUAACUACAUGCAUAUUACUACCUAGUACUCCGUAGUAGUAUAUGAUAUGAUAUCCACGGAGGAUCGGAUUGGAGGUACAUGUAUAUGGACUGACGAAUGAAUCACAGCUAGCAGACAAACAAGGAAAGCAGCUGCAUGCAGCAUUGUGUUUUCUGUAAUGUAAUGCAGAGACAUCGAUCCAUCUAUCCGUCUCAUCCAUCUUCUUCUUGUUUUUUUAACUUGCAACUGGGAAUGACGAGGUUUCUGCUCA